Messenger RNA from Panicum virgatum (switchgrass), 498 nucleotides. Its product is annotated as glycine-rich cell wall structural protein 1-like. NCBI's taxonomy places the organism in Eukaryota, Viridiplantae, Streptophyta, Magnoliopsida, Poales, Poaceae. The transcript has a single exon. The record is from RefSeq and is a predicted model, not a curated record. Bases 1 to 498 code for a protein of 165 amino acids.
AUGGGCAUGCACGACCGGAACAGGACGCUAUCCGCGACGCGGUGCACAUCCUCCUGCACCUCCCGCAUAGUGAGCGCGGCGUUGGUGUGGCACGCACGCAGCGCUGCCGCCGCCGCAGCGGCCUUCAGCUCGCAGCUCGGGCCGUUCCAGGGGCUCCUUGGAGGGCGCGACGCGACCGGCGGCGAGGGGCCACGGCGGGCGCGCAGGCCGGCGGCGGAGCGAGGCCACGGUGGAGGUGGCGAGGGGCCGCGGCGGGUGCGGGUCGGCGGUGGCGUUGGGCGGAGGCGGUGCAGAUUAGCGGCGAGGGGCCAUGGCGAGGCGCAGGCUGGUGGCAGCGCGGACGGCGUCAAGGGCCGCGGCGGGACGCAAGGAGGCGGCAGCGCAGGGCCUAGGCGGAGGCGGCUUGGACUGGCGGCGAGGGGCCGCGGCGAGGCGCAAGUCGGCGGUGUCGAAGCAGCGAUAGAAGUGAGGAAGCGGAUGUCAUGUGGGCUCCAAUAA